AUGAACACCACGCGUCAGGAUCUCAAUGGCAUCUCCAACCUGCGCGAGCAUGUUGAUGCUGGGCAGGAUGACGGAAGUGGAGGCACGAGUGGAAGUCUGUUGAAUUCGCACGAUGAAAGUAAUCAAGCGGGGUGUCAUCCUACAGAGCCCUUCCUGGGCUCUGAAAAGGAUGCGGGACGACUGUCCCGUAUCUCGGGACUGUCCUCGUAUCUCAAGACGGUAGAUGGUGGUGAUGACCAAAUCCGUCUUCAUCGAGGCACCCUCUCGUCAUGUGCCUCGCACAUCUGGAGCUGGACCGUCUGGGUCCUCUCUGUUCUUGUUGUCUCGACGAUCAUCUCAUUCUGGAACUCCCCUGCCUCUGUAACUGCUGCCAUGACUUCAACCCCCAAGGACCAUGAGCCGAUUCCUGUUCAUGUCUCGCCUCUCCGCAAGCGAAGCACCUGCGAGACUGGAGGUGUCAACAAGGCUGAAUACAACACUCCUCUCCAUGUUGGAGCUUUGUUCAUCAUCCUGUGCGUUUCGACGCUUGCUUGUGCUUUCCCUAUCAUGGCUACCAAGUUCCCAGGUCUGAGGAUUCCCACUCGUUUCUUCUUUGCUGUACGCCAUUUCGGCACCGGUGUGCUGAUUGCUACGGCUUUUGUCCAUUUGCUCCCCACUGCCUUCAUCUCUCUCGGGGACCCUUGCCUGAGCAGCUUCUGGAACCAGGACUACCCUGCCAUGCCUGGUGCCAUUGCUCUUGCUGCCAUUUUCCUUGUCACUGUUAUUGAGAUGGUCUUUCACCCGUCUCGCCAUGUUUCACCUGCUGAGAUCACGUGUGGAACCGACAAUGACGCUCAGAAUUGCAACUCCAACAGUGGCGGGUGUAUGGGAGGCACAGGCAUGCUCCCCAUCCGGGAUAUGGGACCUAUUCGUGGACGAUCGUCCAGCAUCGGCCAGGGACUCUCUGUCUUGAAUAGCAGGGAUGAGCGACUGGAGAAUCUGGAUGAAGAAGCUUGCGAAGAUGACGACAACGCCCAAUCCGGAAGAAAGAACCUCGAGGAGACGAGCCUCGAGGCUGUACAGAUGCCAAGCUUGACCCCAGAGCAGCAGCAACGUAAGGAGCUUCUCCAGUGCGUCUUGCUUGAGCUUGGUAUUCUCUUCCACAGUGUCUUUAUUGGCAUGGCGCUCAGCGUUUCGAUUGGCAAUGAAUUCAUCAUUCUGCUCAUUGCCAUUGUCUUUCACCAAACCUUUGAAGGGUUGGCUCUGGGCUCUCGAAUCGCUUCCAUCAAGUGGCCUCAGGGCAAGAUGCAGCCUUGGUUCAUGGCCCUUGCCUAUGGAUGCACUACUCCUCUGGGACAAGCCAUUGGUCUUGCCACCCACACACUCUAUAGCCCCAACUCUGAAACCGGCCUCAUUGUCGUUGGUGUCAUGAAUGCCAUCUCGGCCGGACUCCUCACCUUUGCCUCGCUGGUUGAGCUUCUUUCUCAGGACUUCCUCAGUGACGAGAGCUGGCGAUUCCUUCGUGGCCGUAAGCGUAUCUACGCUUGUCUCUUGGUAUUCUUCGGGGCUUUCUUCAUGAGUCUCGUGGGUGCUUGGGCCUAA
Fusarium mangiferae is the source of this 1581-nucleotide messenger RNA. RefSeq lists its product as uncharacterized. Gene Ontology annotation, cellular component: plasma membrane. The transcript is spliced from 4 exons. Gene Ontology annotation, biological process: zinc ion transmembrane transport. Gene Ontology annotation, molecular function: zinc ion transmembrane transporter activity. The record is from RefSeq and is a predicted model, not a curated record. Lineage: Eukaryota; Fungi; Ascomycota; Sordariomycetes; Hypocreales; Nectriaceae. The coding region runs from base 1 to 1581 and encodes 526 amino acids.